AUGCAGCAUUCCAGGCAAACCAAUUAUCCUAACUGGGAUAAAAAAGAAAGUGCAGAUCACAGAAGAUGCGACGGUGCUGAUAAGAGAAAGAGGAGAUCAUUAAGUGGUGCACAGAACAAGCACUGCAAACACGAUCUUUCUAAGCUUCCUGACAGUACCUGUUCAGAAACCAAAUCUGUAAAUGAAAGAGACCAUCACGAACGACGCUAUGUUGAAGAAUACAGAAAUGAGUACAAUCAAGGAUGUGAUACUGGGCAUCACAGCAGCAAAUCAUCAGGUCAUAGUGGGACGAGUGGUUACAAAAGGAAAUACAAGACACAUCACACUACCUGUUAUCAUCAUCAUUCACAGAAGAGUCAUCGAAGGAAAAGAUCCAGGAGUGUAGAGGAUGAUGAGGAGGGUCACCUGAUCUGUCAGAGUGGAGACGUACUAAGUGCAAGAUAUGAGAUCGUUGCUAUUUUGGGUGAAGGUGCUUUUGGGAGAGUAGUGGAAUGCAUCGAUCACAAAGCAAGAGACAGACAUGUAGCUGUGAAAAUAGUAAAAAAUGUUGAUAGAUACUCUGAAGCAGCUCAUGCAGAAAUACAAGUGCUGGAACAUUUAAAUGCAUCGGAUCCCAGCAGCACCUAUCGCUGUGUCCAGAUGUUAGAAUGGUUUGAGUACUAUGGACACGUCUGCAUUGUUUUUGAGCUACUGGGGCUCAGCACCUAUGACUUCAUAAAAGAGAAUGGCUUUCUGCCAUUUAGGCUGGACCACAUUAGACAGAUGGCGUAUCAGAUCUGCAAAUCUGUGAACUUUUUGCAUCUGAACAAGUUGACACAUACAGAUCUGAAACCGGAAAAUAUUUUAUUUGUGACAUCUGACUAUGUAGAAGAGUACAACCCCAAACUAAAAUGCGACGAACACACACUAAAAAAUCCAGACAUCAAAGUUGUGGACUUUGGGAGUGCAACAUAUGAUGAUGAGUAUCAUAGCACUUUGGUGUCUACAAGACAUUACAGAGCUCCUGAAGUUAUCCUAGCACUGGGCUGGGCACAACCAUGUGAUGUCUGGAGCAUAGGAUGUAUUCUUAUAGAAUACUACCUUGGAUUCACAGUAUUUCCGACUCAUGACAGCAAAGAACACCUGGCAAUGAUGGAGCGCAUACUGGGGCCUUUGCCAAACCACAUGAUAAAGAAAACCAGGAAACACAAAUAUUUCCGUCAUGACCGACUGGAUUGGGAUGAACACAGUUCUGCUGGCAGAUAUGUCUCAAGGCGUUGUAAACCACUGAAGGAAUUCAUGACCUGCCAUGAUUCUGACCAUGAGAACCUCUUUGACCUCAUUCAAAAGAUGUUGGAGUAUGACCCAGCCAAGCGCAUUACUCUUGAAGAAGCACUGAAACAUCCUUUCUUCUUCCCAUUGAAAGAGGAACAAAGGGCGCUGUCUCCUACUGCUGAGCAGGCUAACACUGAUGUUAGUCCACCAAAGAAACAUAAAAAAUGUUAA
Messenger RNA from Balearica regulorum gibbericeps (East African grey crowned-crane), 1485 nucleotides. The record is from RefSeq and is a predicted model, not a curated record. NCBI's taxonomy places the organism in Eukaryota, Metazoa, Chordata, Aves, Gruiformes, Gruidae.